CUCAGAGAGCCCUCUGCAGAGAUGUCAUGCAGGAGAACUAUGAGAACGUGACCUCGCUGGGGGCCAAUGGCCUGCGAGGAGGGGGCUGUGUAUUUCACCGAAGAAGAGUGGGCUCUGCUGGACCCCGCUCAGAGAGCCCUCCACAGAGACGUGCAGGAGAACUAUGAGAACGUGACCUCGCUGGCAGGUGCUGGGCUGGUGAGUGAGACCAUGGAGCAGAAUUCUCAGCAGGAAGAUGAUGAGGAAGUGGAACCUCAUGGCACACUAUUGCAAAGAUGCAAAGGGAGUGUGUCCAGGAGUUGUGAUCAGGGAAAAGCCUGUGAGAGUCAGCACAUUCCAGAGAGGUGGCAGGGAAACCAGGCAAUGCAGAAGCAUGGAGCGCCGAUCAGCACAGAUGACCAUGCAGUCCCGGAAUCAAACAAGAGCUCCAGCAUGGACC
Mauremys mutica (yellowpond turtle) is the source of this 439-nucleotide messenger RNA. RefSeq names its product zinc finger protein 3-like. The record is from RefSeq and is a predicted model, not a curated record. The annotation marks the transcript as partial. The transcript is spliced from 4 exons. Lineage: Eukaryota; Metazoa; Chordata; Testudines; Geoemydidae. Gene Ontology annotation, biological process: regulation of DNA-templated transcription.